AUGAGUCAAGUAGGUCAAGUUGUUGGUAUUUUACGUAAACUUAAUGAUGAAUAUCAAACGAGUACACCGAAGAAAUUGAAAUUAAUUGAUGCAUAUUUAGUAUAUGUUUUAUUAACUGGGGUUAUACAAUUUGCUUAUUGUCUUCUUGUUGGAACAUUUCCAUUUAAUUCAUUUCUUUCGGGUUUUAUUUCAACAGUUGGUUGUUUUAUUUUGGCUGCAAGUUUACGUAUUCAAUUAAAUAAAGCGAAUCAAUCAACAUUUAAUGUAUCACCAGAACGAGCAUUUGCUGAUUUUGUCUUUGCUCAUGUUAUAUUACAUUUAGUUGUGAUUAAUUUUAUUGGUUAA
This is a messenger RNA of Rotaria sp. Silwood1, 345 nucleotides long. The record is from the annotation of a GenBank genome assembly. Lineage: Eukaryota; Metazoa; Rotifera; Eurotatoria; Philodinida; Philodinidae.